Molecule: messenger RNA, 912 nt
Organism: Adineta steineri
Lineage: Eukaryota; Metazoa; Rotifera; Eurotatoria; Adinetida; Adinetidae
Source: the annotation of a GenBank genome assembly
AUGUCCGUGGAACAAUUAUUUAUAUAUCCAAUAAAAUCUUGUGGCGGUAUCAAAGUUGAAGAGGCUCUAGUGACAAAAUAUGGUCUAGCUCUUCCAUUAAAUCCUGAUAUAGUCGACAGGCGAUGGAUGAUAAUAAAAGACGGACGAUUUCAAUCACAGCGUGUUCGUUCUCGUAUGCCGUUGAUUCAACCUUCAUUUGUCAAAGAUGGUUUAUGUCUUAGAGCACCAAAUAUGCCUGAGCUAUAUGUGCCUGUAAAUCCUUUGCCUGAUGAAGUGGUUCAUUGCUAUUGUUGGAAAUAUCCGAUUCUUGGCUUGCGCUACGGUGAUCAUGUUUCACAUUGGCUUCGAACUUUUUUUGAAACUGAAGACAAUCUUGAUUUAGUAGUAUUUGAUUAUAAACAAUUCGAAGGACGUCAAUGUAAAAAUUCUUCUGAUCCCAAUUCAGCUAGAGACGGUGAUGUUUCUAUCUAUCAUGAUAUGGGUCCAAUCAAUCUGUGUUCAACCAAAUCGCUUUAUGAUCUCAAUACGCGAAUGGAAAAAAAAAUAAAACUUAAUAAUUUUCGAGCGAAUAUUUUUGUGACAAAUAUUACCGAGCCUUAUGCAGAGGACUGUUGGCGUGAAAUCGAAAUUGGGAAAGUCAAGUUGACUUGGAUUGCGGCGUGCAUCAGGUGUUUGUUACCAACAGUUGAUCAAGAGACAGGCAUCAAAGAUCCAAAUCAAGAACCUCUGAAGACACUUAAAACCUAUCGCCUCAAACCGAUUCCAUACGAUGUCUCACCUUUAUUUGGCAUCAAUAUGGCACCAACAGAUGAUAAUAGCAUUGGUGUCAUUAUUCGUGUGGGCGAUUUAGUUCAAGUAAAAACAGAAGAAUUAGAUUUUUGGUCAAAAAACGCUUCCGUUUCAUCGAACUAA